Molecule: messenger RNA, 951 nt
Organism: Nannospalax galili (Upper Galilee mountains blind mole rat)
Lineage: Eukaryota; Metazoa; Chordata; Mammalia; Rodentia; Spalacidae
Product: olfactory receptor 5D18-like
Exons: 1
Coding region: 1-951 (316 amino acids)
Biological process (GO): sensory perception of smell; G protein-coupled receptor signaling pathway
Cellular component (GO): membrane
Molecular function (GO): olfactory receptor activity; G protein-coupled receptor activity; odorant binding
Source: RefSeq, a predicted model, not a curated record
AUGGCACUUCCCUUGAGAAACCAUAGUUCUGUGACCACAUUCAUCUUGAUGGGUUUCUCAGAGUACCCGCACCUUCAGGCACCCCUUUUCCUCUUAUUUCUAGCCAUUUACACAGUCACUCUGGUCGGUAACAUGGGCAUCAUCGUGGUAAGAAGGAUCAAUCCCAAGCUUCACACACCCAUGUACUUUUUCCUCAGUCACCUUUCAUUUUUGGAUCUCUGCUAUUCUAGUGUGUUUACACCCAAACUGUUAGAUAUCCUGAUUGUGGAAGACAGGACUAUCUCCUUCAAAGGAUGCUUGACACAGUUUUUCUUUAUUUGUGCAUUUGUGAUUACAGAAAUGUUUAUGUUAGCAGUGAUGGCCUAUGACAGGUUUGUCGCUGUUUGUAACCCCCUGCUUUACAGAGUUGUAAUGUCUCCUAAGCUCUGUGCUGUACUAAUAGCCGGACCUUAUAUGUGGGGUGGACUGUGUUCCUUGACUAUCACAUACUCUCUUUAUCAACUUUCUUACUGUGGAUCUAACAUCAUAAAUCACUUUGGCUGUGAAUACUCUGCCAUCCUCUCUUUGUCCUGCUCUGACUCGACCUUUAGCCAAAUAAUAUGUUUAAUAAUUUCUAUAUUCAAUGAGACUUGCAGCCUCCUGAUCAUCUUGGCCUCCUAUAUCUUCAUAGUUGUGACUCUCAUCAAGAUGCCUUCUAAGGGUGGACUUCAAAAGGCCUUCUCUACAUGCUCCUCCCACCUGACUGCCAUCACCAUCUUCCAUGGGAUCAUUCUCCUUCUCUACUGUGUUCCCAACUCCAAAAACUCAUGGCUGUUAGUUAAAGUAGCUACUCUGCUGUUCACAGUCAUGAUUCCUAUGCUGAACCCACUCAUCUACAGUCUUAGGAACAAGGAUGUGAAAGACACAGUCAGAAGACUCAUCAGCUUUAAACCACAUUCGCAGGCAAUAUAA